CGGGAAGCCUCCGAGCUAGGGUCCUGCCGCAGCGCCCAGGGAGUGAGCCAGCCUGUUCGCAAUCAAGUCGAAGCAGUGUUCCCACUACUAUAUUUAUUCAGCUGUUCCAAUGGGAUUUUCUCUUAGUAAAUCUGCUACUCAAGUAUCUGCUAUGUGUAUGGAUUCAAAAGUGGAUAAUCACUUAAAAGGGACUGAGAAAAGCAAGUUGGAACCAGUGACUCAGUUAUUUCAAAACAUCAAGAAAAUAAAAUUAGAAGACACAAACCAAGAAAACUUUACAAGAUGUAAAGAGACUGGCACAGGAUCUCUUUCAGAGAAAACCUUAGGUUCAGUGGUUUAUGUUAAAGAAAGUGAUGGAAUAGAAGUGACAGAUGUGGAAUGAAGUUAUUUGUACCUAAAACCAAAGAAACCGAAAAUCGCUUUUGACUAAGAGGGCAUGUUGAAUAAGAAGUUGACCUUACUAGGAAAACCUAACAAAAUGAAAGAAGAUGAUCGAUUUUUUUCACUGUUUAUGAAUCACCUCAGACUAUAUUUUUUGAUGAUGCAUACUCAAACUAGUUACUUUAGGGAGUUACUUUAGAACUUUCUAAAAUUCAAAGGAAAAGUCUCUGGUAUUACAUUCUAUCCUUGUCAUAAUUGGAGUUUUUUGAGUAACAGUAUUUAAAUGGCACCAAAACGUAUUAAUUAAAUAUUUAACAAGUGAUCAAAAACACAAAACAGUGCCCAGUUUGACAUCAGUGUGUCACACUACUUCUUAGUGUACCGAUUUUUUUUCUUCCACAUUGGAUUCAUUUCAGAGCUACAAAAUACUUAUUUCAAUGUGUAAUAGUUUAUCUUAUAGAUGCUACCACUUUAUACCACCAAUAUUUAAUAUAAUAAAACAGGCUUAAAAUUCUUAUAUAUCAUUUUGCCAUUCCUACUGGCAAUACUGAAAUAUGUAUUAGUUUGAAAUAGCAGGAGUUCCAGCCAAGAUGGAGGCAUAGGUAGAAACCCUUCGCUUCCUCGCACAACCAAAAGGAGGGUAACAACCAAUCUAAAAUCAAUAAACAACCAAAAUCACCAGAAAAUCAAACUGCAUGGAACUCUGACAACCAAAGAAUUAAAGAAAAAAUCAACCAGAACCAGACUGGUAAGGCAGCAGACUGAAUGGGCCAACUCUGAAAAAUGGCGGCAAUGCAACAGCCUUGGAGGUGUGGCUGGGUGCUGAGUUUGGCGGGCUGCACA
This is a messenger RNA of Artibeus jamaicensis (Jamaican fruit-eating bat), 1224 nucleotides long. It is a transcript of the gene CUNH2orf15, whose product is annotated as chromosome unknown C2orf15 homolog. The coding region runs from base 110 to 382 and encodes 90 amino acids. Lineage: Eukaryota; Metazoa; Chordata; Mammalia; Chiroptera; Phyllostomidae. The transcript has 2 exons. The record is from RefSeq and is a predicted model, not a curated record.